CAGCAUGUUUCGUGUGUCGCACAUCUACGUUGGGGUCCUUGCCCUCGUCCUUUUCUGCCUGUUCUCCUGCGCCCACGGCUGGGACUACUGCCAGGAGCAUUGGUGCUCUCGCCCAGCCCUGCAGCACGUGGCCUGCAACAACAACGGCAGUCUUGGAGCGAAGUGCAAGAGCGGCGCCAGGCUGAUACCAAUGAGUGCGGAUAUGCAGCAGUUCAUCGUCCGCCAGGUGAACCUCUACCGCAAUCAGGUGGCCUCCGGCGCAUUUAGAAAAUGGCCGCCCGCCGAGCGCAUGGCCACCGUCCAGUGGGACCCCGAGCUGGCAAAAUUGGCAGAGUUGGCGGUCAAGCAGUGCCACCUUGCCACCGACAACUGCCGCAACACCAGGCGCUUCAAGCACGUAGGCCAGAUCGUGGGACACGUCAUCUUCAGCGCCAAUCGCUUCAGCCAACGCCAGCUGAUCGGCCACAAGAUCUACAAUUGGUUCAAUCAGUACAAGAAGGCAACAGCAGGGCUCGGGCUGGGACUCCGCAAGGACAUCACCAGCUUCCGCCAGCUGAUCCAGGAGCGUGCCACCCACAUGGGCUGUGGCGUUCUCCAGCAGCAGCGCCACCGCUGGCAACAGCAGUUCAUUGUCUGCAACUUCGCGCGGCAGAAUGUGCACCACGAGCCAGCCUAUGCCAUCGGCCACAAGGCGGCUGCCGGCUGCCAAACGGGCACCAAUCCCCAGUUCCCCAAUCUGUGUGCCGUGGAGGAGCCCUUUGAUGUGAACGCCGUGGAUCGUUAUGUGCCAAAGCCGACGCUUCUCAUCAAAAUGAAGUACAGUGAGGACGGCAUGGAGUCAAUUUCAGCCAAGUCCAGGCCCAAGCGUGCCUAAACAUUUGACUGACGUUCUAUUAGAGGAUUCUCACUCAAAUACACAUACGUGAAUACCCAUCCGGGGUAAUCUA
Molecule: messenger RNA, 947 nt
Organism: Drosophila persimilis
Lineage: Eukaryota; Metazoa; Arthropoda; Insecta; Diptera; Drosophilidae
Product: venom allergen 5.01
Exons: 2
Coding region: 5-874 (289 amino acids)
Source: RefSeq, a predicted model, not a curated record